Cyprinodon variegatus (sheepshead minnow) is the source of this 1942-nucleotide messenger RNA. RefSeq names its product 1-acylglycerol-3-phosphate O-acyltransferase ABHD5-like. Bases 1 to 1425 code for a protein of 474 amino acids. Gene Ontology annotation, cellular component: lipid droplet. Gene Ontology annotation, biological process: negative regulation of triglyceride storage; positive regulation of triglyceride catabolic process. The record is from RefSeq and is a predicted model, not a curated record. The transcript is spliced from 8 exons. NCBI's taxonomy places the organism in Eukaryota, Metazoa, Chordata, Actinopteri, Cyprinodontiformes, Cyprinodontidae.
AUGAGAUAUUCACUACAGGCUGACAUUGAGCUGAAGUCCGGAGCUCAUGGACUAUUCUGGAACUACCAGCAGAGGGAAGGAUACAUAAUUAGCUCUGCAAAGGAAAUAUCUACCAUUGCUCAGUUUAAAGUCUGUGGUACCUGCUUUGCAGAGGAUAACAGGUUUAAACCAGGCAGGCCUUGGAGCUCCGCCUCCUGGAAGGAAUCACUCCAGGUUUUCAUUCUGGUGAGGAAUAAAAGGCAGACAGCUGAUGGAAACCUGCUGACCUCACAUGUCCUUCUGCUGGUGUACAGGGUGGUGCACAGAGUGCUGUCUGUGGCUGGCGUCCUCCCUCUGACCAGCCGCCUGUGGAGCUACGUGGAGAACACCAUCAGGUGGUGCUGGAUCCCUAACUGGCUGCCAUCAUGGUGUCCCACCUCUCAGAGGCAGCUGAAGGCUGCAGAGGAUCACAUGCUGCGCUGUGUCGGCGUGGAAUUCACCAAACAGUUUAUUCCCAUAUCCCGUGGCAACGCCUUGUGGACGCUGACAUUUACCAAAGACAGUGUUAAAGAUAAAACCCCUGUAGUUCUGCUGCACGGGUUUGGAGGUGGAGUGGGUCUCUGGGCCCAGAACCUGGAAGCCCUGGCAGAGCAUCACCCGGUCUAUGCCCUGGACCUCCUGGGCUUUGGUCAGAGCUCCAGGCCUGUGUUUUCUACGGACCCUCAGGAAGCAGAAACUGAGUUUGUUGAGUCUAUGGAAGAGUGGAGGGCCAAAGUGGGUUUGGAGUCCAUGAUUCUCCUGGGCCACAACCUGGGAGGGUUCCUGUCUGUGUCCUACUCUAUUGCAUACCCAGGCAGAGUGAAACGUAUCAUACUGGUGGAGCCGUGGGGUUUCCCUGAGUUUCAGGAGACGCUGGAAGCAGACCGACCCGUUCCUGUGUGGAUCAAAGCCUUGGGAGCAAUGUUCAGCCCCUUCAACCCUCUGGCUGGCCUCAGACUGGUUGGACCCCUCGGUCCUACUCUGGUGCAGACUAUGAGACCGGACUUCAAGAAGAAGUUCUCCUCCAUGUUUUCAGACAACACUGUGUCAGAGUAUAUCUACCACCUAAACGUCCAGUCUCCCAGUGGAGAAACUGCUUUUAAGAGCAUGACGGGUUCCUGUGGCUGGGCCAAGAGGCCGAUGCUUCAGAGGUUGCACCAGCUACCGCCCGACAUUCCCAUCUCCAUCAUCUACGGCUCCCGCUCCAGCAUAGACAGCGACUCGGCCAGUGCCAUCCAGCAGGAGAGAACAGAUGUGGACAUUAUUACCAUCCGGGGAGCUGGACACUAUGUUUAUGCUGACCAGCCUGAUGACUUCAACCAGAAAGUUCUGCAGAUGUGUGAAAAGGUGGACGUAGAGAAGCCAAGGCCUGGAACUCUGGAGCAGAAGGAGGAUAUAACCAGCUAGCAUCACCUCCUCCUCUGGAACGUCUGAGGAGGAGUAACCGGCCCUGGUUCAGCUAGUUAUCAGAGCCAGAUCAUUAAGGCUGGUUCUGUUCCUUGGAUCAGUGCUGCUGCUUAGCAACCUAACAUUUAUGGUCUGACAGCCUGAAACACUGGAGGAGAUCCCGUGGACCGAACCCUGGGCCUGCUUACUUCAUCACUGCCAAACUUCCAUGGAUCAUUUAUGUAGAUGAUGGAAAUGUCCUUUCAGGUUAGACCUUCACAGACUCUCAGCUUGGGAAACCCCGCAGCCUGGACCCGAACUGUUCUCUGCAAGUCUGGCUGCCCCAGCUGGACCCUCAGAUGUUCUGCCAGAGGUGGAGCCACAGCAGACGGCCCCUCCUCUUCCUCAGCGGCACACAGGGGCCCAAACAAGGACUGUAGGCAUUAAUACUUGAUGCUGAUGUUGGUGCAGUACUCUCCAGAACCACAGGGGGCAGUACACUGUCUAACCACUGCCACUGUAGUAAAGAAAGAAGAAA